Molecule: messenger RNA, 1821 nt
Organism: Botrytis porri
Lineage: Eukaryota; Fungi; Ascomycota; Leotiomycetes; Helotiales; Sclerotiniaceae
Exons: 2
Coding region: 1-1821 (606 amino acids)
Biological process (GO): xanthine transport; transmembrane transport
Cellular component (GO): fungal-type vacuole; membrane
Molecular function (GO): xanthine transmembrane transporter activity
Source: RefSeq, a predicted model, not a curated record
AUGGCGGUUACGAUUGAUAGUGGACCGCAGGAUGGACCGGAUAGAAUUGUGCCUGAGAAUUCGAGGGAGAGGACAAUGGGUGAGAGGGUGAGGGGGACUGUGAGGGCUUUUACGACGAAGGAGGGGUUGGUGGGGAAUUAUGAUUAUGCUUUUCUCUUCAAACCCAAUCUUCCCUUCAUGAAGAAAUCCAAAAGACGAGCUCCUUUUUUCGGCCUCCAAGAUCGUAUGCCAGUAUUACUAGGUCUUCUUCUCGGAUUUCAACAUGCUCUAGCUAUGUUAGCUGGUAUUAUUACCCCUCCUAUUCUCAUAGCCGGAUCCGCAUAUUUCGACACGAAAACUACUCAAUAUCUCGUUUCUACUUCUCUGAUUGUGUCGGGUGUUCUAUCUGCGGUUCAGAUCACUCGGUUCAAGAUUAUGAAAACACCUUAUUAUAUUGGUACGGGUUUGAUCUCGGUCGUGGGUACUUCGUUUGCCAUUAUUCCUCUUGCUUCAAAGGGAUUCUCACAAAUGUACGCAAAUGGUAUGUGUAAAACGGCGGAAGAUGGAACGCCAUUACCUUGUCCGGAGGGUUAUGGUGCAUUACUUGGAACAGCGUCAUUAUGUGCACUUCUCGAAAUAGGACUCUCGUUUAUGACGCCUAAACUUCUCAAGAAACUUUUCGCACCGAUUGUUACGGGUCCAACGGUUAUGCUGAUUGGUGUUUCGCUUAUCCUGACGGGAUUGGAAGGUUGGGCUGGAGGAAGUGGAACUUGUAUGUCGAGACCUACUUCGGGGGAUUAUAUGUUUUGCCCUUCUAAUGCUGCACCGCAUCCACUUCCUUGGGGAUCUGCUGAGUUUAUCGGUCUUGGUUUCUCGGUCUUCAUCACUAUUAUCAUUUGCGAACGUUUCGGAUCGCCAAUUAUGAAAUCUCUCGCUGUGGUUCUCGGUCUUUUGGUCGGUUGCAUUAUCGCAGCUGCAUGUGGCUAUUUCGACAGCAGUGGAAUUAAAGCAGCUCCGGUCGCUUCUUUUAUCUGGGUUAAGACUUUCCCACUGAGCGUCUACGGUCCUUUCAUAUUACCUCUUCUAGCUAUCUACCUCAUCCUCAUGAUGGAAGCUAUUGGUGAUAUUACCGCCACUUGCGAUGUAUCUCGUCUCCAAGUCGACGGUAUCCUCUUCGAUUCGCGUAUUCAAGGAGGUGUCCUCGCAGAUGGUCUUAAUGGCAUGUUAGCCGGCCUCUGCACCAUCACCCCCAUGUCAACCUUUGCUCAAAACAACGGAGUCAUCGCCUUAACGCGUUGCGCCAACCGCAAAGCCGGGUUCGCCGCAUGCUUUUUCCUCGUCGUCAUGGGUGUCUUUGCCAAGUUCGCAGCGGCGAUCACGUCAAUCCCGAAUGCGGUUCUCGGCGGCAUGACGACCUUCCUCUUCGCGAGUGUAGCGGUCUCGGGUCUGAGAAUCAUCUCGACCGUGCCGUUUACGAGGAGAACGAGAUUUAUCCUGACGGCGAGUUUGGCGUUGGGAUAUGGAGCGACGCUCGUGCCCACGUGGUUUUCGUACGUUUUUACGUAUACUGGGGAUAAUAGGGCGAAGGCGGGAUUCUUUGAUGCGAUUGUUUUGGUGAUGGAGACGGGGUUUGCGGUCACGGCGUUUGUGGCUGUGGCGUUGAAUUUGGGGUUGCCGGAGGAGGAUGAGGAUGAGGAGGUGGAGAGUUUGGCGGGGGAUUUGGGGGAGAGGGAGGCGGAGGAGAGGGCGUUGGAGGGGAGGGUGGGGGAACAAGGGAGUGGGAGUGGAAGUUUUGAGAUGGGGAAGGCGGGGGAGGUGGGGUUGGGGAGGGAGGGGAAAUAG